AUGUUCAACUUCAACUUCUUCAAGUCUGCCCCGGCCGAGACCGAGUCCAACCAGGAGAACAGCUGGAACCCCAACACUGUCGCCAUGCAGCAGCCUUCCAGCCCUGCCGCUCCCUCUACCAACCAGCAGGUUGUCUCUGAGCAGCCCGCCAACCAGGAGGAGAUGUCCAUGCAGCUCCGCGGUGGUGGUGGCGGUGGCCUUUGCUGUGGAAUCUGCGCCGGUCUUGCCUGCUUCGAGUGCUGCGAGAUCUGCUGUUAG
Messenger RNA from Penicillium argentinense, 258 nucleotides. RefSeq lists its product as uncharacterized. The transcript has 3 exons. The record is from RefSeq and is a predicted model, not a curated record. Lineage: Eukaryota; Fungi; Ascomycota; Eurotiomycetes; Eurotiales; Aspergillaceae. The coding region runs from base 1 to 258 and encodes 85 amino acids.